Messenger RNA from Mesocricetus auratus (golden hamster), 2603 nucleotides. Its product is annotated as putative caspase-16. Gene Ontology annotation, molecular function: cysteine-type endopeptidase activity. Bases 1005 to 1700 code for a protein of 231 amino acids. The transcript is spliced from 7 exons. The record is from RefSeq and is a predicted model, not a curated record. NCBI's taxonomy places the organism in Eukaryota, Metazoa, Chordata, Mammalia, Rodentia, Cricetidae. Gene Ontology annotation, biological process: proteolysis.
GGACCCAGAGGAAGGGAAGGCGGGCCUAUGUCUCUGGCUUCCCAGAGCCAGUACAGCUAAAUUUAUUCACACUCCGUCGUAUGUGUUCUGAAAACCUUUGUCAGCUACACACAUACGUGGGCUGCAGGACAUGCCUUCCCACCUGCAUGAGACCAUCCAGACUCCAAACUGACGUCUCACGCUUUUGCCCGAAGUAUUUCCUCAAUGUGACGUGCCCUCCCUGUGGCCUGGCCAGUCUCACUGCCAUCAGUGGUACCCUCCCUUGUGCUCCUGAUGUCUACAGUGAAACUUGAGCCGCAGCCUUUGAUGCUCAUGCAGGCAGCGCCUGCUGCCCUGUUCUUUUGUUUGGUCCUGAGGGCUGAACAUCUUGUCAGGCAGUUCAGUGGUGUCUGGGUAACCUACACGUGCAGGAGUGAGAGCUGUGAGCCCCAGCUCUGCUCCACGGCUCUCCCAGCCCAGCGCCUCUCCAGGUGUGCCACCUUGGGAGUCCUCCUCCACAGACCUGUGCCCUCCAGGAAAGGUCCUGCCUCUGUGGGUAUUAAUCCCUAGGAUGAGAUAAUGAGCUUGGGUCUGGGUUAGAGCCUAGGUCCUGCGUAAGUCCUUACUGACCUCUGUGUCUCCCCCUUUCUCCCUGCCUUGUGACCUGAGUAGCCCUGAGCUGGCUAAGUUUCCCCUGGAGCCAAUAUCCUGACCCUCUCUGCUUGGGUUGCGCCCUCCACUCCCAACAGUGCAGUUCUCUGAGGUGUCCGUGGGCCCUGCCCUCCUAGCUCUUUUGCAGAGUGGCUGAAGAGUCUGCUGGGGAUACCUACUGCCCAUUCUUUAGGACCUCCUUGCGGGGGACCCUGUGUUUGGGAAAUGUGGAGCCCUGGAGUCUGGAGUUAGACUCCGGACCAAGUGCACGGUAUGACCUGUCUGGGACCAGGGCUGCCCUCCUACUGGCUGUGAUUCGAGACCGGCUUGGGACACAGCACGAUGUGGCAGCAUUGGGGGAGCUGUGCCAGGCCAUGGGCUUCAAGGUCACCCUGAGGACAGACCCUACAGCUCAGGCAUUCUGGGAGGAGCUGGUUCAGUUCCGAGAGAAGCUGGACUCUCACAAGGGCCCUGUGAGCUGUGCCCUGGUGGCCCUGAUGGCUCACGGGGGGCCACAGGGGCAGCUACUGGGGGCUGAUGGCCAAGAAGUACAGCCUGAGAUGCUGGUGCAGGGGCUGAGCUCCUGCCAGGCACUGCGUGGCCGCCCCAAGGUCUUCCUGCUCCAGACCUGCCGUGGGGGGAACAGAGACCCUGGUGUGGGGCCAAGAGCUCUCCCGUGGUACAGGCGCUGGCUGAGAGCACCCCCAGCCAUCCCCACCCAGGCAGAUGUUCUCCAGAUUCAUGCUGAUGCCCCAGGUAACCCUCCCUCCACUCCAGGCAGCUCUGGCCAAGCAGAUGUCCUUACUGUCUAUGCAGCCGCUGAGGGCUGCGUGGCCUAUCGGGAUGAAGAAAAGGGCUCGGACUUUGUUCAGACACUGGUGGAGGUCAUCAGAGCCAACCCUGGACGAGAUGUCCUUGAGCUGCUAACUGAGGUCAACAGGAGGGUUUGUGAGCUGGAUGUGCUGGGACCAGACAGUGAUGAGCUGCGCAAGGCCUGCUUGGAGAUCCUCUCUCUCCCCCUUCCGCGCUCUGCCAGCGAUGCAGCGUCUUGGGCGUGGGAGUUCAAAUAGUGUGUAAUAAAUAUCUGCUCACAAUCGUUGUGCUCCGGGAAAUGCAUGCACUCUGUGAAAUAAGUGAAGUAACGGGUGAAGUACCUGACCCUGGAUAGGGGAACAGCUGUGCUCCUGAGGACCAGAGGCUGUCUGUGUCUCGCCUCUGGGGCUAUGGAACCUAACAGGAUAUGCUGGGAGAGGCCCAAGGAGAAAGAAGUCCCGGGAAGGACCAGCUCAGGGGCCCAGCUCUCUCCUGCCGAGUUCCUGGUGCGUGCGUUCUUCAGUCCCCACCUGGCUCUGGGCACCAAGAUGCAGGGGAGGCGAGCCAGGUCGGGUCCGGAGACUGGAAGACCUCUGCGGAUACACCGGUGAUGUGACGGCGCAAGCGCAUGGGCUGUUCCUGAGCCUGAGUUGAGGAGGAGAGGCGGAGGAGAUCCGAAAGGCGAGCCUCUCCGAUUCAGAGGGGCUUCCGUUCACGGACUGCCCAGGAGCGCUCAGACUGAUUCAAAUUUAUUGAAGCUCCCAAGCAGCUUUCACUAAACAGACUAACCCAAGGGGUAGGACCUUUCCAGUUUAAGCAUGCGCAGUAGGCUCUUACGAAAGCCUUAUGAAAAGAAUGAGGAGAGAAGUAAGACGUGGGGCCGCGUGGCCUAAUGGAUAAGGCGUCUGAUUCCGGAUCAGAAGAUUGGGGGUUCGAGUCCCUUCGUGGUCGCUGCAAGUGUUUAGUUUUUACAAAUUCCUACUUGAUUUCCCAUUCCAGGGUUUUCUCUAUUUUCACCCUACGCCUCAGGACGGGUAUCCCGGACCACAGGAGAGCGAACUAACUCCCAAGAAAGAUGCCAGACUGAAUUGUUUGCGGGAGAAGCUGGGAGUUGUCCCAAGGGGAAGCCAAAGACGUUUUGAUUAAAAAACUCAACAGGC